Messenger RNA from Drosophila willistoni, 470 nucleotides. RefSeq names its product NADH dehydrogenase [ubiquinone] 1 alpha subcomplex subunit 2 (gene ND-B8). The transcript is spliced from 3 exons. The record is from RefSeq and is a predicted model, not a curated record. Lineage: Eukaryota; Metazoa; Arthropoda; Insecta; Diptera; Drosophilidae. Bases 96 to 383 code for a protein of 95 amino acids.
AAAAAUCACUUUGCCAUCUCUACAACAGCUGUUCUGCUAACGCGGACAUUUUUUUAGAACUCAAAUUCGAAAUAUUAUCAAAAGAUUCAAACAACAUGCGUGUCACCUUGGCCCAGUUGGUUAAAUUUACACCGAAGUUAAAAGAGCUUCGCAUUAUACUCGAUCCGGCCGGCGAAGCCUCAAAGGGAGCCAGGGAAUAUGUGCAAAAGUUCUAUCCGAAUUUAAAAAAGGAUAAUCCCAAUCUAGCAAUUUUGGUGCGCGAGUGCAAUGGAGUGCAACCUAGACUAUAUGCCCGAUAUGCUAAAGGCAAGGAAAUAUCCAUUUCUCUAACAAAUCAAGCUGCGCCCGAUAUACACAAACAAAUUGAAGCUGUUGGCAAGUAGAUCAACAUAUAAAAUAUUCAUUUAAGAUGCAAAUAAAAGUAAAUUAGAAGAAAAAAUUAACGGGAGUAUUGUAAGAAUUCAUCUAAA